CAGUCCACAAAGGAAGAAGUCAUUCGACAGUUGGUUGUGUACAUUGAUCUUUUGACUUGUCAUAUGUUUAGCUGAGUAUUAAAUACACACUACAUAAAAGGUCAUAUGAAACACUGCAAUCUGAAGGCAACAAUUACCGGAAAUAACACUCAUAUUAAGGAAAACAACGAAAAAUAACCGGAUUUCGAUGUACAUCUAUUUUUACCAUAUAGUAUUGGACGCUGGAUUCGUGUUGUACUAUUGGUAAAUUGACCAGUCGCAUCAAAUCCAGAUUGAUCACGUCUGUCAAGGAAGGGAGUUAAAAUUAACUUGUUGAAAGCUGCUUCCAAGAGUCGUAUACUAUUUUUUAUUAAGGUAGCGGAAUAAAAUCGCAAAUACAAGAUUUUCCUCUCACAACUCGAGACGACACAGUUGACCAUGGGCCGGGGCAAAGGAGGCGAGGAAUAUUGUGUGGCUUGCGGUGCGGCAGUUCUUUGCUGCUGCGUCACCGUUCUCGCGGUCGGCCUGGCGGGACUCGGCAUCGCUAAGAUCGUAAUGGGCGCUAUCUACCUACACCACUGCGAUAUUGAGAAGAUGAUCCCGAUCUACCUGAUCGUGAGCGGUGUGGUGCCGUUGUUCUUCAGCAGCUUUAGCCGCCGCGACGAGGACCGAGGCUUUGGUGUAGCCGAUAUUUGUGGCCUGCUCGCCUUCCUCUUCAACACCGCCUGGCUAGUGUGUGGAAGCAUCUGGGUGUAUCCUAACUACGGGAAGCUGACUUCAGACCAGUACGUACCUUGCUCGGAGACGGUAAAAAACCACUGUGUUCGCGGCACGUGCUCCAUGACCUUCAUGACCUUCGCCUUUUCCAUGGUUACCAUAGACUGGAUAUGUUUCGGGCUCGGGAUGGCAUUUCUGGCAUCGGUCUACUGUCGGGCCGGUUGCCGGGACUGAGUCUUCUAUCUGUAGAAUAGUAUUCUGUACCGUUUGUGUCAGGCGUCAAUGUAUACGUACGAACGUCAGCGUUAUAAAACUCAUAUGUUCAUUAUUGGCCGUGAUUUCAGAGUUAACUUACAUGUACGAUGCCAUUAUACACAAAGAGACACAUAUUCAAACAACAAUAUAUAAGGAUGAAUUAUAUUGAAAUAACCACAACAACUAUUCUGGGUUAUAAACAUAAAAUAAUUCAUAGCCGUUCGUUUAUCAAUAAUAAUCAAUCAAAACUCCUCUUACCAUCAGUACUGCAACGAAUUUAACGGCAAUUUUCAUGUACGCACGUCAUUAAAGUAAAGAUCAAUUAAAUUGAUGUAUUUUACUUUUCUGUAGAAUGAUAUGGCGCAAAACGCAAUCACAUCUAUAAUAUAUAGAUAAAUAAAUUGUUCAUAACAUGACCCACACAAACAGUUAUUAUAAUUUCACGAAAAAAGAUGCACAAACACAGUUGUCUUAAAUAUUGUUACAAUAGUAACUUUGUUAUAUUAUUUUUGAAUAUACUCUUCAUGUUGUCGUUUAUCUACUUUAUUUAACUUGAUUUUACGAGUUUACAAUAUUAUUAAUCUGUUUGGCAUUACUCUUCUUCACGCAUGAUAGUAAUCAACUGUUCGACACGUAUGCAAAUGUAAAAUACAUUUAUAUGGCCUAU
Molecule: messenger RNA, 1618 nt
Organism: Dreissena polymorpha
Lineage: Eukaryota; Metazoa; Mollusca; Bivalvia; Myida; Dreissenidae
Exons: 5
Coding region: 418-930 (170 amino acids)
Source: RefSeq, a predicted model, not a curated record